Molecule: messenger RNA, 6546 nt
Organism: Sparassis crispa
Lineage: Eukaryota; Fungi; Basidiomycota; Agaricomycetes; Polyporales; Sparassidaceae
Product: Dedicator of cytokinesis protein
Exons: 14
Coding region: 1-6546 (2181 amino acids)
Biological process (GO): small GTPase-mediated signal transduction
Cellular component (GO): plasma membrane; cytoplasm
Molecular function (GO): guanyl-nucleotide exchange factor activity; small GTPase binding
Source: RefSeq, a predicted model, not a curated record
AUGGUCAACAACGGACCCUCAGGUUUAGGCGGGCGCAAAGGCGUCUGGGAGCCGCUACCUCUCAUACUCUACGGUUACGCAGUUCAUCCACUCUCGCCUAAUCGACGAGACACCAAACUCUCCAACCGCACCCGCCUCUCGAGCUUCACGGACGCAUCUGGGGAAGAGCACCUUGUGCACAGGGAUGUAGUCUCUCUCGAGGUGGGUGACAAUGUGUACGCUUUCGAAAAGUAUACACCGAGGGACAAGGAGGUGGAGGGAGUUUGGUAUCGAGGAUAUGUUGUAUGCACUACACGACGCCCACAGGUGAACUGGGCGAUUUCAUCGGACCCGUCAACUUCGUCCCAGAAGGCGGUCGCCAAGGCAGAUGAGACGCAGCAAGUGUUCAUUGGCAUCUUCCCUGCUUCCCACAUCUACGUACGAGACGAGCUGGCGGACGCAGAAGGCCGCCUGGCGGAGCUCGCAGUGAGCAUGACCUCCAGCAUCAACGGACACACAUCCUCGUCGGACCUAUACCCGCAAUGGCAACGAGAGAAGGCGUCUGCGGUCGACUUCCCCAUACCGAUACCAAUACCGAAGACAGAGGAAGACGAUACUAUUUCGCGGAAAUCGUCGUUCAAGCUGACGCCUCCCCCGGAGCAGGCGAAUAACGCGCGCGCCCGUCUGCCAGUAUACCCAGCAAGCCUACGAUCCGCUUCGCCCACGGAGUCGCAGGUGAUGAAACCGCUCCCUCCCCGACCAUCGCUCAAAUCGGGCGACGACACCGCGUCGGGCGCUACGCAGCCGAUCGUCGACGAGAUUGCGUCUGCACUACGAGAAUGGCAUGCGCUCAUGUUUCAGUACCUCGCGCAACGCGAUUACAAGCUGUUCCACAUCGUGCGGGAACACAUUGAGGCGCUUCAUCUCGGGCGACGACAGCUGCUCGCGCAGACGCUGAGCUCGGAGGAGACCGUCAACCUGCGACGGGAGUGCGUUGCGCGACUUGUGAGCGGGAACCUUGUGCAGGGCCUCGAUAUCAUCGUGCGACAUCCUACAUGGGGCAGUCUGGUCACCGUCGACGUCGAAGGCGAGGUCGAUACCCGCAGCUGGCUGAGCGCUAUCAGGAUGUAUGCAAUGCAGGCAUCGCUGGCGUUCAUGGAUAUCUCGCCGUCUAACCAUCCUUACAAGUCCCCGCACUUCGGUGGCUCGCUCGAUCACACCUCACCCGUGUUGCCCGGUCCCGCUCAGGCACUGUCUGUAUUUCCUGAGUAUAGCCGAAGUAGAACCAACCGCGCGUUAGGUUCGUUCGCAUCAUCAACAAGCACCGCUCAAUCUGCCAAGGCGAAGUUCUACCAUGUCUUCAUGGAUAUACGCGCGUUCGUUGCCUCUAUCUGCGGUCCUGGAGAGACGGUGGAGUUGUUCGUCUCGCUCUUUAACAAGGCUUACGCCCGGUUUGUCUCGGAGGAGUUCUGCGUAGUAUUGAACCACAACGGUGUCCUCGCCCGCGAUCCGUCGGCACGUAUUCGUACCCUGUUCACAGAUCUCGUUCAGUCGGAUGCGCAAGAUCCCAUAUACCUCGUGUGUCGCAUCGUCAGGAAUGGGGCUAUGAAGAUGGGAAGCAGCAUGGGCUCAAUCAACGAGGGUGGCAGGCGCGCUUCAGAGGCUUCGUUAAGAGAGUCGGGGACAUUGACCCCCUCCACAGCAUAUACCGAGGGCGGGCUGACAGCGGAUAGCUAUGCACCUGGGAAGGGUUCAUCGAUUGAACUUCCGACGCAAUUUAGAAGGCCCUUUGGCUGUGCGGUGCUCGAGCUCACGCAGCUUAAUGCUAUGGCGGCGGAGCAGUCGGAGAUGUCAUCUACCAGAGAGUAUCCUAUGCCUAUAUUCGUACCCACCAAUGAGGCGACAUUCUCCAUGCUUCAUCAGGACAUCCUCAAUCACAAUACCAAGGAGUACGAGAAAUCUCCGAGAGCCGAAAUGAUAGCAGUGUCAAUCAAGAUUUUUUACGGCGACGCGGAGACGAUCGUUCGAGAGAAUACAUCACUACUCCAGGACACACCACUCAGUCUACGCCUAGGUUUUCCCGAUGUUGUCUUCCCUGGGGAUGUACGAAACGAGCUCUACAUCAAGCUCUGGAGCGGCGAUUUUUCCUUCUCGCAAAGCGGUGCCGCUCGUCGCAGCGUUGCCAACUUUGCUCGAGGGCAGGUUGGUAGUGUGAAUGGCAACGUGCAAGUGACUAUCGACGUGAGAGAUCAGGAUGGUCGGAUUAUGGAUCGCGCCAUCACGCAGUGCAGUGGGGAGCCGCCGACGACACAGUGGCACUCCAUGGUCUUCCAGCGAACCAACCAACCAACGUUCGGAGAGCUCAUCAAGAUCAAGCUCCCCUUUCAAGGCGAUCAGCACUGGCAUCUCUUCUUCACUUUUCGGCAUCGAAGCUCCAGGGAACGAUCGAUGAGCCGAGGAUCGGAUGCUCCUGAACGUCCGUUUGCAUUUGCGUUCUUGCCGCUUUUCCCUGAUGGUCCCGCUUUCCUUGAGGAUGGGUCUCAUACUCUGGUAUUGUAUCGCGCAGACCGGCUGGGCCAAGUCUCGACCGACAUGUACCUCGCGGCGUCACCAUGGCUUCCUCCCAAUCAAAAACUUGAGCAUGUGUAUGUGCCCGUCGAGUUGCAGAAGAUCGCGCCACCCAUGCGAGACAGCCUUACCAUCCGGUCUUCGCUAUGUUCGACGAAGUUCACGCAGAACUCUGUCCUACUCAGUUUACUGAAUUGGGAGCAGCUGACAGACAGAGAAUUCCUCACGACCGUCUUGGCGAAAUUCACGUUCGUCGGUGAGGUGGAGAUUGUCAAGUUUCUGCGCGACAUCUUCGACUCGCUGUUUGGGAUCCUCGUGUCUCAGAACAACCAGUCUGGAGAGAUGGAUCAUCUCGUGUUCAAUGCGUUGGUGACGGUGCUUGGAAUAGUGCAAGAUCGCCGCUUCAGCAACUUCCAGCCUGUCUUGGAUGUGUAUAUUGAGAACCAUUUCACUUGUGCAUCAGCUUCGUCGCAUAUGAUACACUCAAUGAACCGACUGCUGCAGAAUCCCACCGCCAAUGACACGGCGUCUCCGUUGCGUGCCGCACUGAAGGUCUGGUAUUACAUCUUCAAGUUCAUUGUAAGGUCUCGCGAGCUGCAGAAGGCCAAGGAACUGGGCAUGGGUGGAGGGGCUACUGCAGAUCACCUAGAGGCGACCUUCAAGCGCGAACUGCGUGCUCAUCUGUCAGAGGUGAAUCGGAUGAUGUCGACCACAUCCCCCCCGUCUAUCAUCGGGACUCAGACCAUCGCUUUGCAACACUUCACCUCUAUCCUGCCUGAAUUAGGGAAGGUGUUUACGAUCGUAGAGCUGGUGACCAUCGCCACGACGUUUGCGAACGCGAUCGCGUCCAACAAGGGCAAGAUUGUCAUCUGGAAGCUGAUCAUGUACCUACAGAUGGUCAAAGGCUUCCUGUUCGAUAACAACCAAUCUCGCUCCUUACUCCUCGAAUCCGUUGUAAUAUGGAUCAAACCACAUUUCGGCAGGUUCGACGAAUAUGCUCUGACGCAGCCUGGUGACUCCGAGAGUGCUCGUGAUGCUGCUCGUGUCAGUUGGCUGGAGAGCGUUCGGUUGUCUGUGACAGUCGUAGCGGUGAUGUUGGACAAGUUACUGCAGAGUCUUGUAGAACCUUCCAUUGUAUCAGAUCGCAAUCUCCUGCGACAGGAACAGGAUAAUAUCGAGACGGUCUUGUCACUCUUUCCUAGAUUAUUGGAUUCUUACCUAGAGUUCCAAAACGAAGACUCCCGCAAAGCAAUCGAACGUAUACGUUCCCUAACACCUGUCUCUACUAAUUAUCCCGUCACUUUCCCUGAAUCCUAUCCGUUCUCUUUAGUCACACAUCUUCCGAAGAACACCACAACCGCAUCCGGUUCGUUUGACGUUAAGGCAGACUUCAUCCCAGGUCUGGGCGAGACCGCCAUCGUGUUCCUAGUCUUGGUGUUAUCGGCACCCAAGAAACACAUCCUCAGUUUCUUCGACCUGACCCUGGAGAUUGAAGGUAAAGAUAACCUCGCGACCUUAUUGCUACAAACUUUCAAGGUUUCUGCGUCAAUUUUGAACGGCGACGCAUUCCCGAGCAAUUGGUUGAAUGUGAACAUCCUGGCGCACAAAGUCCUGAUCAAGCUCGUGGAUCCAAUUGCAUCGUUACUCGAACGCGAGUUCGUUCCAAACGAGAAAUCCAGGACAUUUGACCCGGUUUUGUGGCGAGAGGGUUUCUAUGUCUUACUCAAACUUUUAUCUUCAGAACAUCUUGUGAUCGAAGAAUCCAGCUCCCAGAAGCGACGAGCGGUCUGGCGUCUUGCUGGAGAUAUUCGAGGCGAAGGAGCAUCAAUUCUCCUCCGGAUGUGGGACGCCCUCGGGUGGCAUGAAGAUGACCUUGCAAAUGGCGGAGCCAACCCAUUAUAUGGUAACUAUCAAGAUGCUCUCAAUCCCCUGGUUGGGCAUGUUGUCAACCUAUGCUUGAGCCAUCAUGAUCAAUUACGUGACAACGCAGUCCAUAUCCUCUAUUGUAUGAUCAUCUCGGAGUACCAGCUCACUCGGCAAUUCCAUCAUAUCGAGAACGAGUUGGUCAGCAAGUUGGACACGCUGUUCAUGUCCGACAGUAAAGGCGACGAUAUAUCACGGGCAUUCUUCAUUGGACACCUUCGACAUCUAUUUGAUUCUUCCGAUGUCGACGAGCAGCUACGAGAGCGAGUGACAGGCUUCCUCGAAGAGGUUGACCAGUUCCUCAGUUUACUCCUCAGCGUUCGUGCACUGCCGGAAGGUGAGGAAUAUGCCGAUGACCGUGUCAUCGCAACGCUCCGUCUAAUGAACUACAUUCGUCGAAUCGGGCGUGACGAGAUAUACAUCAAAUAUGUCCAUCAACUUGUCAACAUGCAUCUGCAAUCUCAAAACUAUGUGGAAGCUGCACUGACAUUGAAGUUACAUGCGGAUCUGCACGAAUGGGAUCUCAAUACAUUCGCUCCACCUAUGGAAGAUCUCGGCCUACCUCAACAAUCGCAAUUUCAUCGCAAGGAAACGCUGUGUUUGCUCAUCUUGGACUAUCUCGGCAAGGGCAAGGCUUGGGAAAGCGCAUUGGAGAUAUGCAAGGAUCUUGCUCUGCAGCAUGCCGAAGUAACCUUCAAUUACACUCGAUUGGCUGAGAUCCUUCGACACCAGGCUGCUCUCCUGGAACAUAUUAUCACGGAUCAACGUUACUAUUCGGACUACUUUAGGGUCGCUUUCUAUGGUAAUUUCCCUGGGGCAAUCCGGAACAAACAGUUCAUCUACCGCGGAUAUGAAUGGGAGAAGUUCGGAGCAUUUUGCGAGCGGAUGCUCAACAAAUACCCAGGCGUCCAGCUUCUCAAGACUAUGGGCGAUCCCCCUGUCGACAUCCGCUUCGGAACAGACCAAUACAUUCAGUGUACAGCUGUUAUUCCAGAGCCUGUACGGGAUUCCCCAAUCUUCACUAACCCCGAUGUCCCUCCCCAGAUACGAGCAUAUUAUGAGCACAGUGCUAUCAACCUGUUCAGUUACUCUCGUUCACUCACCAAAGUCAAUCCCGAUGGCUCAGAAGAAGUCUGGACUGAAAAAACAUUCCUUACGACCGAAGAAGCAUUCCCCACAGUUCUCCGGCGCUCUGAGGUUGUCGACGUACAGAUUGUCGAAAUUUCUCCCGUGGAGAGUGCUCUGCAUGAAGUUGAGCAGAGGACGAGAGAGCUAGCAGGACUUAACAUCAAGUACUCCGCAUUGGCCAAGACAGCACAGCCUGUCCCUACUAACCCGCUUGCAAUGAGUCUAAAUGCUGCGGUCGAUGCGCCAAUCAACAGCGGUAUUGGAGCAUUCAGACAGGCUUAUCUAUCCGGUGAUUAUCUUCUUAGACACCCCGAGCGCGUAGAACAGGUGGAGAAGUUGCGAAACGCCGUAGAUGAACAGGUCCGUAUGAUCGACAGCUGUCUACGACUGCAUGGACAACUGUGUCCACCAGAGAUGAUGGCGUUCCACGGAACACUUGAAAGGUUCUUCAGGAAGAAUUUCCACGAUGAGGUCCAGCGUCUCGCAAUGGACUUAGUGGGUGGUUCCCGCUCCAACGAGUCAUCGUCUGUUCCAGUGGCUUCACCAUCUCUAUACCCUCAACAAUCACGUCCCCCAGUCGCUGUCCUUCCUGUGGGAAACACAGUACCUUCUGAACCACUUUCCCCGCUUUCGACACGCGCACCACGAGAGAACGCGCAGCCUAGUGCUGAAAUGUUCUCCAAGCUCACUCCACUGCAGAGACAUCUCGCCCACCUCGCCCGUCACGGUUUCAAUGGUGUGUCCUCGGCACCUGUCGAGGCUGGUGGCAGCGAUACGAUUUCAGAAGGAUCUCCACGUGACUCAUUUAUCAACGGCGUCAAUGGCGCCCUGAUCAUGCCAAUGUCGGGUGCAGCAUCCAUAACGACGUCAACCAUGGGCAGCAUCGGGUCAAUGAAAGGUCGAUUCUCGAAGUUCGGAAGCUUGAACUUCGGUCGGCGAGAUCCAUGA